UGGCAGGUGACGAACUUCGCCCGCGUUGGCCGUGUGUGUAUAUAUUAUAUCUAUAUAUUAUACACAUAUAAUAUACAUUUAUUUAUGUUCUCGAUUCAUAGAUUUAUAUCCCUACAUAAAAAACAAUUUAGACUCUUUGAACGUUAGACCUCAAUUCUUAUAAAAUCAAGAUUGGAAUUUAGGGGUUUGAUUUUCCAAUUUCUUUUCCCACUUCUGAUAAACCCUUCAUUAAUUUGUUCUCUAUUCAUACAAUUUUGGGAUUCAGAUGAAAAACCCACUUUUGGGUUAUCGAAUCAUAGAUUUAUUUCGGUCAUGUAUAGUGAUAAUUUGAUUGGAUUUAUUCUCGCUGUUGCUUCAAGCGCCUUCAUUGGUUCGAGCUUCAUUAUCAAGAAGAAGGGUCUCCAGAAAGCAAGCGCAUCAGGCACUCGUGCUAGUUCAGGAGGAUACGGAUAUCUGCUACAGCCACUUUGGUGGGUUGGCAUGAUCACUAUGAUUGUUGGAGAGCUUGCCAAUUUCAUAGCCUACAUUUAUGCUCCUGCUGUGCUUGUAACGCCGCUUGGAGCAUUGAGUAUAAUUGUCAGUGCUGUUCUAGCGCACUUCUUAUUGAAGGAAAAAUUACAGAAAAUGGGGAUACUGGGGUGUGUUUUAUGUGUUGUGGGGUCUACCAUAAUUGUGCUUCACGCACCUAGCGAACAUAGUAUAAGUUCAGUGGAAGAAAUCUGGGAUUUAGCAACACAACCAGCUUUCCUUCUGUACACAGCCUCAGCAAUAGCAGUAGUAUUGGUACUGGUGUUGUAUUGUGAACCACGGUAUGGGCAGACAAACAUAAUGGUUUAUAUCAGCAUAUGUUCCAUAUUUGGUUCUUUGACGGUUAUGAGUAUCAAAGCAAUAGGCACUGCCAUCAAACUCACACUUGAGGGUUCAAGCCAGAUUGCCCACUUCCAAACAUGGGUUUUUGCAAUGGUUUCACUUACGUGUAUAAUCAUUCAGUUGAAUUACUUAAACAAGGCUUUGGACACUUUUAAUACAGCAGUUGUUUCUCCAAUCUAUUAUGCCUUGUUCACAUCACUCACAAUUUUCGCAAGUGCAAUAAUGUUUAAGGAUUGGGCCGGUCAGAGUGCUAGCAGUCUUGUUUCAGUGCUUUGUGGAUUCAUAACUGUGCUUUCAGGUACUAUGGUUUUGCAUAGUACGAGAGAGCCAGAUCCACCUCCUAUAACAGAAUAUAUGCCACUUUCUCCUCAGAUAUCCUGGCAUAUCCAUGCAAAUGGUGAAAUAUGGAAACGCAAAGACAAUGAUGAAUUGCAUUCUGAAUUUGUUGGAGUAAUUAGGCAAGACCAUUUCAGGUAACGCAAAAGAUAGCCGGGGGGAUAUCCAUUCAUAUCUCUCAGCACAAUGCCCUGCAAACUGGUGUCAUUGACAUAGACAGACUUGCAUCUUAACAGUGAUACUGACAAUGCCAAUUUUCGGUCUGCGGCUUUCUAGUCCAACUUUACAGCUUGAGCGUCAGCAGUUGAUUGUGCAUGGAAGAUUUUUUCAUGGUAAUUUUUGUUUAGGUUGGGAUUGAAAUAUUUUUGCAGUGUUUUCUUCUGGCUUUGCUUGUAGCUUGUUGUAUAAUUAUUUGACCAAUUUAUUCUUUGUUUUGUAUUAUUUCUUACCAUAGGUCCAUAUCUUUUAUUUGUAAAAAUCAGUCUACAUAUGGGGACUGUAACAAUUGUCACCCUUUUGUGCCAAUGAGGAGUAAAAAUUUUCUUGUUUGUAGCAGCA
This is a messenger RNA of Cornus florida, 1764 nucleotides long. RefSeq names its product probable magnesium transporter NIPA6. Gene Ontology annotation, biological process: magnesium ion transport. Lineage: Eukaryota; Viridiplantae; Streptophyta; Magnoliopsida; Cornales; Cornaceae. Bases 313 to 1347 code for a protein of 344 amino acids. The transcript is spliced from 9 exons. The record is from RefSeq and is a predicted model, not a curated record. Gene Ontology annotation, cellular component: membrane. Gene Ontology annotation, molecular function: magnesium ion transmembrane transporter activity.